This is a messenger RNA of Orussus abietinus, 1773 nucleotides long. RefSeq names its product 28 kDa heat- and acid-stable phosphoprotein. Bases 197 to 796 code for a protein of 199 amino acids. The record is from RefSeq and is a predicted model, not a curated record. The transcript is spliced from 5 exons. Gene Ontology annotation, cellular component: cytosol. NCBI's taxonomy places the organism in Eukaryota, Metazoa, Arthropoda, Insecta, Hymenoptera, Orussidae. Gene Ontology annotation, molecular function: RNA binding.
GCAGGCAGAUCCGUAAUGGCCGCCGUCCGCAGUUGACGGAAACUUCGGAGCUGCGCAUCGCUCCAGAUUCCGCGUAGGUAAUUCCUAACCGAACACGACCCGCGACCCCAUCCGACGAUAUAGAAAGCUCUCCCAGUUCCCGCGGUGAAGAAACCUAUUCUGUUUUUGCGGACCUCACGUCCACCGUCAACCGAACAUGCCUCGCGGAAGGUAUGUCAACCACAAGGGACGCAAUCGUCACUUCACCAACCCGGAGGAGCUGGAGGAACAACGGCGCCAGGAAGAGGAGCGUAAGCAGUGGAGAAAAUCGAAAGGCGAGGAAGAUUCCUCGGACGAAGACGAAGAGGUGACCAAAGGUGCCAAGGGCGACAAAGCCUCGAAACAUGACGAUUCGGAUUCGGACAGUGAUAGCGAUUCGGACUCUGACUCUGAAUCGGAAACGGAGGGAAAAGCAAAAGGAGUGGAGAACCUGAUAGAGGUGGAAAAUCCCAACAGAGUACAGAAGAAAGUCAAGAAACUAUCCCAGCUGAACGCAUCGGUAGAGAAAGUGUCGAAGCCAGAGCUGUCUCGGAGAGAGAAAGAGCAAUUGGAUAAGCAGAGGGCACACGUAAACUAUAUGAAGCUCCACGCAGCGGGGAAGACCGACGAGGCCCGCGCCGACUUGGCUCGGCUAGCGAUAAUUAAGCAACACCGAGAGGAGGCAGCCAAGCAACGGGAGGAUGCCAAGAAACAGAGAGAGCUCGCCCACCAGAAGAAGACGGAGCUGACGAACAAGGCGCUGGGCAAGCGCACCUAGGCUGAUCCAGGACCCUCCGAGAGCGAGAAUUCACGAUCCUGAGUCCUCUACGAUGGGUCAUUUAUCUCGUGGUGCGCUCUGUUACGAUCUAAUCGCUGACUUUUAGUACAUUUACACGUGUUACUUUACACCGGUGUUAUAACCUAUCGGUGUUAACUCACUACAUUUACACAAGCUAAGUUAAACCGGUUUUAAAACCACCGAUGUUACAAUUACUGUUGUUAACCGUAUAAACACCAUUUUACUCCAAUUUUAUCGGUAAAAGCCGGCGUUUAUACGGCACUUAACAGCAGUAAUUAUCAAGUUUAGUACGUUUACACAUUUUAUCUUGCACCGGUUUUAUAACGACUGGGGUUAAGCGCAGUUUAAACGCCGGUCUUACUGUGUAAUCGGUGUAAAACGGCGUUUACACCACGCUUAACAUUGGUUAUUAAAUCGGUGCAAAAUAGCGCGUGUAAAUCUACUGAUCGGUAGUUAUAAAACCGGUGUAAGGUGGGACGUGUGAACGCCGUUUUAUAUCGGUUUUAUCGCUGUUGCGUGACGUUUAACACCAGUAAUUAUAAAACCGUCGUGAGGUAGGACGUGUAAACGUACUAUCCGUUUCCUGUCGAGUGGUCAUCACGUGGCGAGCAGUCGUGGGAACGUGAAAAUUCGGCGCAUCACCGAAGUGGACACGCCGAUCGACUCGGAAGGCGUCUCAGCGAAUUACAUUUGACGGUCCUGCAUCGGAAUGAUGUGCUCUUGGCAUUGUUCUGGUCCUUCGGAAGGGGAAUCAGCUCUGCCUGCGCCAUGGCCGUAUCGUUCCGCUUUAGGGCGGUCUAGUUAAAUUCGCUACUGCAAUUAUACGCACGCAUCAGGUGUUAGGGAAAUUCUUGUUGCAUGUCGGAGCGCGUGCCUUUGGCGAGCGCUCUCACGUAUCGGAUUAUGUAUAGAUUGUCACGGUUCGUGCGCAAUUAAUAAAUCUCUUUUUCAAGUAA